Molecule: messenger RNA, 717 nt
Organism: Saprolegnia diclina VS20
Lineage: Eukaryota; Oomycota; Saprolegniomycetes; Saprolegniales; Saprolegniaceae
Exons: 3
Coding region: 1-717 (238 amino acids)
Source: RefSeq, a predicted model, not a curated record
AUGCCGCAGCGGCCCGUGGCGUACACGGCCAACUACGAGUGCCCGGAUGAGAACUACAUUGCGACGCAGGAGCGGCAGCACAUGGACGACGUCCACGAUCAGCACCUGCGCGAGAUGCGUCCGAUGAUCUCCAAGGAGCUGACGCAUGACUUUGUCAAGCCAGACGCGCCCAACAAGAAGCGGCUCGCGCUCGAGCACGAGCGCCAAAUGGAGAUUUCGCUCGAAAACAACAUUUUGAUCGACAAGAUGCAGCGCAUUCUAUCGCGGAAGGAGCGACUUGGCCACUUUCCCGAGCUGCAAAAGGCGUCGGCACCCAAACCGACCAACGCCCCCAUGCGGGAGCGCGUCCAGAGCCAGAUCAAGAGCGAGAACGCCGCAAUGAAGAGCCACCUCGCCCACGUCAAGGGCACGUACAACGUCGCCACGUGGGCCAAAGAAGCGGAGCAGACCGACAGGUUGGUGCAGCAAAUUUCCAAAGUACCGCGGCGCGCCAAGACCAAGCAGCGCCGAAAGCGGCAGCCGAGUCCCGACGAGUCCAAGCUGCAGGAGUUUGAGUUCCUCGUGCUCACCAAGACGGACACGGGGCUGCCGAUGCGCACGGCCAAAGAGAUCCGCGCCCACAUCCACGCCAAACUGCCCUCGAUCCACCAAAGAGCAGCGCUGUACAUGCCAUCGCGACCGGACCCGUUUGAGAUCCCUCGACGACCGUUCGAGUAG